Messenger RNA from Pyricularia pennisetigena, 2469 nucleotides. RefSeq lists its product as uncharacterized. The coding region runs from base 1 to 2469 and encodes 822 amino acids. Gene Ontology annotation, cellular component: anaphase-promoting complex. The record is from RefSeq and is a predicted model, not a curated record. NCBI's taxonomy places the organism in Eukaryota, Fungi, Ascomycota, Sordariomycetes, Magnaporthales, Pyriculariaceae. Gene Ontology annotation, biological process: anaphase-promoting complex-dependent catabolic process; positive regulation of ubiquitin protein ligase activity; positive regulation of anaphase-promoting complex-dependent catabolic process. Gene Ontology annotation, molecular function: anaphase-promoting complex binding; protein binding; ubiquitin ligase activator activity. The transcript is spliced from 4 exons.
AUGAAACUCGAACAACCACGCCAUCUGGCCCGGUGCCCAACACGCCGCUCAUGCAGCAGUCCGGAAGCUCUAAAGCGACUGGUCCCUCGGUCUUUCCAAUCAACGCCGCGUGAUUCCGGAUAUGGCUCCGAAGUCAAUCUUACACCGUCGACCUGCAGCGAACAGCUGGCUACAGUACCCAGGCCUUCCCUCCUAUUGCUUGACUUGUCAGACUUAUACGAUGGUUCCGGGUCACUUAACAGCGACGACCAUGAUGAUAUGGACUUUUCCGAGGAUGAAGAUGAGGAGAUCGACAUGUUUUCGGAUCCGGAGCCUCCUGAGGUCCCAAAGCCACCGGCAUUCAAGAAGUCUGCAACCUUGCCUCGGGCUUCAACACGCGCUCGCACCCGCCCGUCUCUUCUAGGCACAUUCUCAAUGGAUCAAAACUCACUUAACUUGAGUCGCAACUCUGACACUACUGUCCCUCGAGCCUCGGCGAGAACCUCUCCUCGGCACGCUGAUCGCUUCGUGCCCAGCAGAAAUCAAUCCACUCCUACAUCUGAGAAAUUCAAAACCACCAAAAGUCUUCUGCAACUGUCGCCGACCGAGAAGCUGCUCCGCCACGAGCGCGCCACCCCCGAUGCUUUUUGCUUUGUCCCUCGUCGGACCGCUCCUAUGGCGCAUGAAUUCCGCUCCAUCUCUGCGUCUGGGACUCGAGCCGCAGCCAGAACAGGCGCUAGGACUGUCUUAGGCUCUAUCACCCCAGCCAGCAGCGAUAUCAACAUCCAGAAUAAUCGUCAAGUCAGCCAAGGCUCUGUCUGGACGGUUAGUGGCAUCGCCCCAGAUUCCCCAACUGGCGCUGCCAGCCUUGCCAUUGACGAUGGCCGGGGUCAUCUCGCACAGAGCGGGACGACUGCCCGCUUGUUCACCACUACAUUUUCUACAAUCAGGCCCAAACCGGAGGAGGAGCUUGAGAAGCAUGAAGGAAGGCUGGCUGCUGCUCUAGAGAUUGAUCGCGCUCUGCGUGUUCUCGAUUUCGAACCGCUAAACAGACCAACGGCAUCCAGAUGCCACACUGCAGCAGUUAAGCGCAAGGCCCUGCAAAACAAGACAUAUUGGAACGGAACCCAGUGGAUAAAUAACGCAAAACUCCUCAGCUCAACAACAGUCGAUAACAGCACCAGAAUAUUGCCUGUUUCGCCCUUCAAAGUUCUUGAUGCCCCUCGCCUUCGUGACGACUUUUACUGCUCGGUUCUGGCCUACUCAUACAACGCCCAUACCCUCGCUGUAGGGCUUGGCGGCUUUCUUUACAGCUGGUCAGAGGGCACUGGAGUCCGCCUCCUGGAUGAUGGACCUCGUGAUGCGAGUUGGAUCACAUCAAUCGCAUUCUCGUCAACCAACGGAGGAAAAGAUAUUCUGGCAUACGGAAGAUCUAACAAAAAGCCAGUGUGCACAAGGCGCGCCUCCAGAAACCCCAACAAUCCUGGUGUUCAGGUCGAUACUGAGGAUCUCCUUGUCGGAGACGAAGCCGGGAAUAUUUACUACUACAUUGUGGAAUGGCCGGCAGACUGGGAGGUGGCAAGAGACAACUGGAAGGGAGAGGCCCGGUGGGUGCAUAUGAUCAGCGUCCAUCUGCAGCAGAUAUGUGGACUUUCUUGGUCCAUAUCGGGCAGCAUGUUUGCCUCAGGUGGCAAUGAUAACAUGUGCUGUCUAUUUGACACAGCGAAGGUGCUCGAAUCGGCACCUGACCCCAUGGUUCUGGGUAGGGAGGGCAGGAUGGUGGACGUUACCGACCCGAGUUUCAGCCUCGAAGAUCUCGAGCUCCCUGACGACUCCGACGACGAGGAAGACGACCUCGCGGCACGCCACCCGCUGAUUGCCAACCGCCUACGGCUGGACUCGGCCAAACAGCGCUGGGCUCACGGCGCCGCCGUCAAGGCGAUUGCAUUUUGCCCGUGGCAAGAGGGCCUUGUGGCCACGGGCGGUGGCUCUAACGACAAGUGCAUACACUUUUUCCACACUACGUCCGGUGCAGCACUGGCCACAAUAGCUGUGGCUUCUCAAGUAACUAGUCUGAUUUGGAGCACAACACGGAGAGAAAUUGCGGCUACUUUUGGUUACGCUCAGCCCGAACACCCUUUUCGCAUUGCAAUUUUCUCUUGGCCUUCUUGCAAACAGGUUGCUGCAAUCCCAUGGGAAGGCGAACAUCGGGCCUUGUAUGCGAUUCCAUACCCAAGGGAACCGCUUGCGAGUCCUUCAUCCGGAAAAGGUCGUGAGACUGCGACAAGGCCCUCGGUAUCAAGUGGGGACGGUCCCAAUGGGGGAAAGGACGGAUGCAUAGUCGUUGCAGCCAGCGAUGAGAGUGUGAAGUUCUACGAAGUAUGGCCAGCCGAUAAACGACCCACUACUGGAGGAGUCGGCAUGCUCGGGGGCAGUGAUAUUCUCGAGUCGCUCGAGGGCAUCACAAAGGAGGGUGAUGUUAUCCGUUGA